GCGGAGUGCAGAGGGACGCGCCCCUCCCCGCGCCGGGUUGUAGUCCGUCGCCGCGGCGCCUGGGAUAGAGUGUGGCGUUGGUGGGCGCUGCAGGGCGUGAUGGUGCUGUUGGCGCUCCUGUGCGCGGCCGCGCUGGCGGCCUGCGGGGCCAUCCCUCCGCCCGAGGAGGCGGCGCGCAUGGCGCGCUUCGUGCUGCACAACUGCGACUGGGGCGCGCUGGCCACGCUCUCCGCGCAGGAGGGGCUGCGCGGCCUCCCCUUCGCCAACAUCUUCUCCAUCAGCGACGGCGCUCCGGGGCCCGGCGGCGGCAGCGGCGUCCCCUACCUGUACCUGACCGACAUGGAGAUCUCCGUGCAGGACCUGGAGAUCAAUUCAAAUGCCUCCUUAACUGUGUCUUUGGCACAGACUCCAUACUGCAAGAAGCACAGAUAUGACCCUCAGAACCCCCUCUGCGCACACAUAAUCUUCUGUGGGAGCAUUGUGAAGGUGAAUGAUUCAGAAGCAGCCUUAGCGAAAAAGGCAUUAUUCACUCGGCACCCUGAGAUGGAGAGUUGGCCUAAGGAUCAUAACUGGUUCUUUGCUAAAUUCAACAUCACCAAUAUUUGGGUACUGGACUACUUUGGUGGACUGAAAAUUGUGACACCGGAAGAAUAUUACAAUGUCAAGCCUUAGCAGAGGAAGAUCCUUAGUGAUGCUGAUAGUACAAAUGGAUUACUUUGGAUGACUGUUCCAAGAAAGAUUUCCUACGUGUUGUAGAGCCGAAUUAAUAAUGCAGAAAAAUCUUACAAAUUACAUUGUUAAUAAGCUUGUGUAAUCCUUCUGAGGCACAUGUAAAUUCACACUAUCUAGCACAGCUUGAAUCAUGCCAUACUCAAAAUCCUUUGUGCGUAAGCCGUAACUAAAUCUUCCUCAGUGGACACGAAUCUGGAAAGUUAUUUCCCUUAGUUCUCCACAUUUGGAAAUGCCAUGUUUACUAGAAAGUAAAGGAUUAGACUGGUUCUAAGCUUUCAGUGCCUUAGUUAAAUCACUUCUGUUUGUAGGCACUCUCAAAUUUAUUUUAUUUUUAAUACCACUUCAUUUGUCAGUGGUAUUAAAAAUACCACUUUAUCUGACACGGUACUACAGAAUGGCUCAGAUGACUGCAGACUGUAAAGCCUUACUUAUAUUGCAGUGACAGAUAAUAUAUUGAGUUCUAAAUUUAUCUUUCGUAGAUCAUAGAAUCACCAAGGUUGGAAAAGACCUCUAGGGUCAUCCAGUCCAACUGUCCACCUAUCAACAAUAUUUCCCACUAAACCACGUCCCUCAGUGCAACAUCUAAAUGUUUCUUGAACACGGCACCUUUCCUUCAACAGCUAUACACUCAAUUUGAGCUGUUUUUUCUGUUUUGCUACCGUGAUUGUGUUUAUGAAAAUUGUAUUUGUUCUUCAGGCUCUUGGUAAGUUCUCAGUAAGUCUUUGUCUAGUAGCAGUUAUAUGUCCUGAUUCUUGUAAAGAAGUACUAGUAGGAAUGAAAGUACCCAACUGUAGUGUAUGAAGAGAAGUGGCUUGCAAAUCCAGUGAGAAUGAUAUAAAAAGUUGUUUACUGACUUGAAUUUUGAAAUCUUUGGCUUUGCAUUCUGAUCAAAUGACAAUGUAACAGCUUUUACCACAAUUCACAAUUUGGCAGAUUUUUUUUGUUAUGUUUUGGAAGCCUUACACAGCAAUUUUAAGUCUGUAAUUCGAGAGUGAGAAGGAAGCUGAUACAGUAUGCAACCGAUGUCUCAUCAACGGUAGAGAAUGAAAAGUAAUGAAAAGUGUUGUAAGUUUUUUUUUUUUAUAAAAUAAGCCCUAUGCAACCAUGGAAAAAAAAAAUUCAGCACCUUUUUAUAUCCUGUCACAUGUGAUUAUGAACAAUUAAUUUGAUUUUACCCCAAGCAAAUAUUGCCUGCUUGACGUAGUAAAGAAUGUGAACAUUUAGAAUCCUUAGAGGCAGAUCCGUAUAUUAGAAUAGUGAAAUUGAUUACUUUCAAUCAUCUAUACAUAGUAAUUGCAUCAUUAUACUACUGCUCAUCUUGUAUGGGAAAGAUUUACAAAAGCAUUUUGAAAUAAGUUAUUUUCUUCUCUGUGAAGGGGGGGGAAGGGUGCUUUUUUACUGUAUUAAACACAUUGUGUGCUACUACUUGGGAUAAAAAAAAAACUUAAGAUAUAGAAACAGUUUAUGAUGAGUAAAUAACAUUAAAAUUAAAUAUGAUAGUGGAAAUAUUUUUAUAUAAGGCAUAACAAUUGUGAAAAUUCAAAUGAUUUUAUGGUAUGGACUGAUUCUUUCAAUGGGGACACCUGAAUGUGUUACCUGUCUCUCCAUAACUUCUGUUGCGUGAGACUGAUUAUGCUGGACUUUGAUAAAAAUAAAAAUAUUUUUAUGAAA
This is a messenger RNA of Numida meleagris (helmeted guineafowl), 2403 nucleotides long. RefSeq names its product cellular repressor of E1A stimulated genes 1 (gene CREG1). NCBI's taxonomy places the organism in Eukaryota, Metazoa, Chordata, Aves, Galliformes, Numididae. Bases 100 to 672 code for a protein of 190 amino acids. The transcript is spliced from 4 exons. The record is from RefSeq and is a predicted model, not a curated record.